GGAGCGAGGGCCGGAGGCUCUGGGCUAGACAGAACUGGGUAGCUGCGAACGGACUAGCUGAAGGGGAACGCCGUCCUUGCUGGCGCUGGGUGGCCUCGCGCGCGGGGUUGUGGGCACGGCGAGGGGCGACGCUGGCCGUCCCGAAGGCUCCGGAGUCGGAGGUGGAGGGGCGCCUGCGCGCCCCCAGGUAAAUAGCCACAGAAGGCUACCGAACAAGAUAAAUAAUUGUCUCCAAGUAGAAGAAAACCAAGAUCCAUGAGUGGGCAUCGGUCAACAAGGAAACGAUGUGGAGAUUCUCACCCAGAGUCCCCUGUGGGCUUUGGGCAUAUGAGUACUACAGGGUGUGUAUUAAAUAAAUUGUUUCAGUUACCGACACCACCACUGUCAAGACACCAAUUAAAACGGCUAGAAGAGCACAGGUAUCAGAGUGCUGGACGGUCCCUUCUCGAGCCCUUAAUGCAAGGAUACUGGGAAUGGCUAGUUGGAAGAGUACCCUCAUGGAUUGCCCCAAAUCUCAUCACCAUCAUUGGACUAUCAAUAAAUAUCUGUACAACUAUUUUGUUAGUCUUCUACUGCCCUACAGCUACAGAGCAGGCACCUCUGUGGGCUUAUAUUGCCUGUGCUUGUGGCCUUUUCAUUUACCAAUCUCUGGAUGCUAUAGAUGGGAAACAGGCCAGAAGAACUAACAGUAGCUCUCCUUUGGGAGAACUUUUUGAUCAUGGUUGUGACUCACUGUCGACAGUUUUUGUGGUUCUUGGAACUUGUAUUGCAGUGCAACUUGGGACAAAUCCUGACUGGAUGUUUUUUUGUUGUUUUGCUGGGACAUUCAUGUUCUAUUGUGCACACUGGCAAACAUAUGUUUCUGGAACAUUGCGAUUUGGAAUAUUCGAUGUUACAGAGUCCCAGAUCCUAAUUAUAUUAUUCCAGCUUCUCUCAGGAACCGUGGGGCCUUGGUUCUGGAACUUCACGAUUCCUGUGUUGAAUAUUCAAAUGAAACUUCUUCCUGCACUUUGUACUGUGGCAGGGACCAUAUUUUCCUGUACAAAUUACUUCCGUGUAAUCUUCACAGGUGGUGUUGGCAAAAAUGGAUCAACCAUAGCCGGAACAAGUGUCCUUUCUCCUUUUCUGCAUAUUGGAUCCGUGAUCACGUUAGCUGUUAUGAUCUACAAGAAAUCAGCAGUUCAGCUUUUUGAAAAACAUCCAUGUCUUUAUAUACUGACAUUUGGUUUUGUGUCAGCUAAAAUCACUAAUAAGCUUGUGGUUGCACACAUGACGAAAAGUGAAAUGCAUUUGCAUGACACAGCAUUCAUAGGUCCAGCACUUUUGUUUCUGGACCAGUAUUUUAACAGCUUCAUUGAUGAAUAUAUAGUACUAUGGAUUGCCCUGGUCUUCUCUUUCUUUGAUUUGAUUCGUUACUGUGUCAGUGUUUGCAGUCAGAUUGCAUCUCACCUGCACAUCCAUGUCUUCAGGAUUCAAGCCUCUACCGCUCACUCUAAUCACCACUAAGGAUGUGGCUGGGCUCUGCUAAGCUCACGUUUCCUGCAAGAAGGAAUUCGAACAUAUUAAGGACAACAGGGGUGGAUAAGAACAAAUAUAAUUUAUAAUAAUCAAUGUCAUAUAACUUUCAUUCUUUGUCACUGGUAACACUCCCUAACUGUCCUGUUUAGAAUGGGAAUUACAGGCCCCAUCCUGUAAACUGAAUAUGUUGUCAAACAGGGUUUGGCUCCAGAAAGCAUGCAGGGAAAAUACCGAGUGUUUGUGAUUAUUCAUAAUAUCACUAUCAUAGGAGCACAUCCCCACUGGUGGUAAAUCUAAUGUAAAAUUUUUGCAGGCCAAAAGAUUGUUGCUUUAUGAUUUUAACAAAUCAUCUUUUCGUAACACCUUGUUUAUUGUCUUCUCAGAUGUUCUUUUGUGAGGAGCUCAGUUUGUGGCACAUACAUCUUACUAGCUUGUGAGGUGAGAGCAGUGAUAAGGACCUUAAAUUUAGAUGGAAGGUUUCCUGUCUGUACAUUGUGGAGGAAGUGAUUUUAUUAUCAAUCAAGAAAUGGUGUUUCUCACGGGCUUGGGAAAUCUUGAUAGCAUGCAGAUAAUGUGGUAACUUUGUCAAUCCAUUUUAUUUUUUUAAAUAAAUAUAUGAUCUCAGAACCA
Messenger RNA from Mus pahari (shrew mouse), 2148 nucleotides. It is a transcript of the gene Cept1, whose product is annotated as choline/ethanolamine phosphotransferase 1. Gene Ontology annotation, biological process: phosphatidylethanolamine biosynthetic process. The coding region runs from base 256 to 1506 and encodes 416 amino acids. Gene Ontology annotation, cellular component: endoplasmic reticulum membrane; Golgi apparatus. The record is from RefSeq and is a predicted model, not a curated record. Gene Ontology annotation, molecular function: diacylglycerol cholinephosphotransferase activity; ethanolaminephosphotransferase activity. Lineage: Eukaryota; Metazoa; Chordata; Mammalia; Rodentia; Muridae. The transcript is spliced from 9 exons.